Tetrapisispora phaffii CBS 4417 is the source of this 2520-nucleotide messenger RNA. It is a transcript of the gene COG6, whose product is annotated as Golgi transport complex subunit COG6. The record is from RefSeq and is a predicted model, not a curated record. The transcript has a single exon. NCBI's taxonomy places the organism in Eukaryota, Fungi, Ascomycota, Saccharomycetes, Saccharomycetales, Saccharomycetaceae. The coding region runs from base 1 to 2520 and encodes 839 amino acids. Gene Ontology annotation, biological process: intra-Golgi vesicle-mediated transport. Gene Ontology annotation, cellular component: COG complex.
AUGGAUUUCAUCGAUUAUGAUUCUUUCACUACGGAUAAUUUUUCUUCACCUAAUGAUGAUGGUUAUACAGUGCCUGAACCAGUUGCUAGGUUAAAUUUAAAUUCAAUAAGUUUAAAUGCUCCUAAACAUUUUAAAGACCUGAACUUAGCGAGUAUUAUAGGCCAAUCCGAGAAAGAUACAAAGGUGAAGAAUAUAAAUGACGUAGAACUAAAUCUACAUGAUAAAAUGCAAAAAUAUGCAGAGCUAUCAAUUAAAGAAUUAAAUCUUAGUGAAAACCCUAAUAAGUCUUCAAUUCAACUACAUAGUUAUGUUCCUGAUGUCUCCAACGGUUCUAUGGAUAUCUCUAAUAUAGUUUCACCAAAGUAUUCUCAAAAUGUAGAAACCACAAACGUGGCUCUAAACAAGAAACUAUCCAAGAUUCUAAUUGAUUAUAGUUUGUCAAAUUAUCAAACCUCUUCAAAUUUAAGGAAGUCAUUACAAAUACUAGAAAGUAAUAAAACAGUAUUGUCAUUAGAUGAAAACAAAGUAGACAACCCUGGCUAUGUUGGAACAUUAGCUAGAAAAACUUUAAAAAAUAAUGUUGAAACAGAAUUACUGAAAGAACAUUUGUCAGUAUUAGAAGCAUUCAAACCUAUUGUUACGAGAAUCAAAACAUUGUCAAAAUCAUUAAAAAAUAUAGAAGAACUUGGUAACACAGUCAUGGAUGAGACAAAGGAAAUAAAUGAAGAUUCAAAAGAUGGUAACCUAAACGAAGUUUAUCAACUAUACCAAGAAAUCGAUAAUUUGAAACAGAAAAAAAUACUAUUGACAGCAAUAAAGGAUGAAUAUACCUUGACACAAGUUGAAGAAAAUAUAAUUGAGAAUGGUCCAGUCAAUGCCGAAAUAUUUGCUGUAAUCAACAAAAUAAUGCUCAUUAAAGAAAGAACAAUGUAUCUUUUUGGUUUGCCUAAUAAUAGAGCAGGUACAUCUUUAAUUAAUGAAGUCAACUUAAACUUGGAUAGAUUGAACAAGAAGUUAUAUAAUUAUCUAAUAGAUUUUCUAUUCAGUUUUGAAUCUUCACCAAAUACAAUGAAUGAAAAAUUAUAUGGUGAUAAUAAAGAAAGUCUUCUGUUAUUUCAAAAUAGUUUAAUACUUUUAUCGAAUGAUUUAGAAUAUUUUAAUGAGUUUUUUAAGAAGGUGACUACUAUGAGAUCAAAAUCGGUAUUAGAUCAAUUUCUCUCACAAUUUGAUUUUAGUAACGACGCUAACCCAAUGAUAUUUUCUGCAAAUGACCCACUCAGAUAUAUUGGUGACAUUUUAGCCAAUGUAUAUUCAUUGAUUGCAAAUGAAGCUGAUUUUGUGAAAUCAUUGUUCAGUUUGCAAGAAAAGCAAGUAGGAAAUAUACCAAUUUCAUAUUUACAAAAUAAUAAAGAAUUUUUACAAGGUCUUGAUGAUAAUUUAUUAAAUGAUAUUGUUCAAACAUUAUCUAAUACAUGUAAAAUAAGAAUAGGUCAAGUCAUCAAAUUCGAGGAAGAUCCAAGGAUAUUGUAUGACGCUCUACAAUUAAUUUCUUUAUAUGAUCUAAUGUUUGAAAGAAAAGAUAUCAAGCCGACUAAUUUGUUAAUUGUUAAUUUGAGAGAGCUUUCUGCUUCCUGUAAAGAAAAGAUAAUGGAGUACUUCUCUAAUUAUAACACUGAGAUUAAAGAUCUGAAAUAUGAAGUAACCGAUGAUCUUUUACCCCCAGAGUGGAUAUCAGAUUACUUACAAACAAUUACGAGAUUAUUUCAACUUUAUGAAAAAGACUCUAGCAUGGACGAUUUGAAUGGAAAUGAUAAUGAAUCGUUGAUAACAACAGAUUUCUUGACUAAUAUAAUCAAAACUCCCUUCGAUACUGUUUUGUCAGAACAACUAAAGGUUGCCUUCCCACAUGCAAAGAGAAAGGACAAUGAAAGUGCUCUUCUUAACACAGUGCAAAUUAAUUGCUUUGAUUUAAUCAAAACUAAAUUACAACCUUACAAGAAAUCUGUAUUCUCAAAAAAUGAAAGCAAAGCUGAAAUAUUUAAUUGGAUAACAAAGAAGUAUGAUGUCUCUAUUUCCACCAUGUUAGAUUUACAAAAUAAACUUCUUUUUGAAAAAACUGGAUUGGGGAUAUAUAAUAACCUAUUAAACAUGAUUUUUCCAGUAGAUUCCAUACAAGAUGAACUGGAUUUGGAUAUGUAUUAUUCAUUAACUGAGAAUCCUUUGAUGAAUCUUGAUAAAAUUCGUGAAAAUAUUUUCGAUAAAUUGAACGAAUUUCUUCCCAUAGCAUUAACGGAACUACAAGGACAGCUGUUAUUUAAAUUGACAUCACCAACGAUAGCUGAUCAUAUUUGCCAAACUUGUUUUUCUCAACUAUCUAAAUUCUACGUUACGUUUAAAAAAGUUUUAAUGCAUCUAUACCCUGAUAAAAAGGAUGACAUUGCAUCAAUAUUGAAAUUUACUGAAAAAGAAUUUAAUACUUUAGCUGGUAUUGAUGAUACCUUGACUAAUUCAGGCAUUUAA